CCACAGCCCCGCUGGGCUCCCCGGCAGGUUCGGCACAUCCUGUGCGAGAAGCACGGCCGGGCCAUGGAGGCCAUGGAGAAGCUGAAGGCCGGGCAGCGCUUUAGCGAGGUGGCGGCGCAGUACAGCGAGGACAAGGCCAGGCAGGGGGGAGACCUGGGCUGGAUGACCAGAGGCUCCAUGGUGGGACCAUUCCAGGAGGCAGCGUUUGCCCUGCCUGUGAGCAGCAUGGACAAACCCGUGUACACGGACCCUCCCGUCAAAACCAAGUUCGGAUACCACAUCAUCAUGGUGGAAGGCAGAAAAUAAAAUGUGAAUGACCAUCUUGACCUUGUUGACUGCUUGAAUCCCGAGUCUCAGACACCUUGGCCUUGGAACAAGUCAGGCACAGCCAGCAACACAUCUGGAGACAGCUGCUGUCCCUGCCACUGUGCUGGCAGAGCAGAGCCCUGCCUGGAGAGGUAAAGUGUGCCUGGGAAGGGUAAAAUGAGAGCCUUUUACAGAUGUUGAAGCCUCUGUUGUCUGGCAGCCUCUUGCUUCUCCUGCUGUGGAGAUAAUGGUCUGUCAGCAGAAUGAGGUGCCCAGUCUUUUAUCUACAAACAGAAAUGACAGAAAGGGGCAGAGGAGGCCCCAGGGCUUGGUCUCCAUCUCCAUCCUCCCCAGGAGGUGCAGACAGCUCCCAUGGUGCAGGUUGUGCUCCAGGGCUGCAGGACAGUCCCGCCAGUGCAGGGUGGGUAACACUGGAGCUGCGUCAGGCCAGGCAGGGAAGGGAGCUGGGGGCAGGAGGGGAGGAAGAGCUCUCCUGAACACAGACUCACCUCUUCCUACAGCUCCACCUUGCCCACUCAGAGCUGGGGGAAGAAACGGGUAACUCAGGUUUGAAUAAGAAAAAAGCCACUAAAGGCUUGUGUCCUGCUUACUGCACUCUGCUGUGCUGUGGGGUGUGCAAGGGAAGCAGGCCAGCAGGGUUCCUGCCAUCUCAGGAAUCCAGCUCAAAUCCCUUUCCUGCCCACAGAGCCCCUGAAGCAGCCACAGCUCCAGCAACGUUUACAGGUGAGCACCAUGCACAGAGUUCAGAGAUGAGGAGGAAACAUCAAAGAACAAAAGGUCCUUCCCUUCCCUCCCUUUUCAGGGUGUUGGUUUUGCUGAGUGUGGAACGCUGAGGGCAGCCAGUGAAUGGCUUGCUAUGGAGGGCAGACACUGCCCCAUGUCAUGGUGCUCUGUAAAUAAACCUCUUGUUUACAGGC
Messenger RNA from Cyanistes caeruleus (blue tit), 1244 nucleotides. The record is from RefSeq and is a predicted model, not a curated record. NCBI's taxonomy places the organism in Eukaryota, Metazoa, Chordata, Aves, Passeriformes, Paridae.